AUGGAGCUGGCCUUCGCUGCAUCGCGCCCUGUGGCGCAGCUGAGCGGCGGUGUGAAAGGGGUGAGUCAGCCAUGGCAACGGGUGAAAACACACAGGACACAGGUCAAUGCAGAGCUCGCUGGCGCUAGCGUGUUGGCAUCGGCCUGUGCAUAUGCCAAGGCCCGAAGCAAGCGCGGAGGGCGGAGGGCAGCACCUGUCCGGUCAAAUCCUGUCCGGGUGCAGCGCAGGGCCGCGGCGGACUUGCAGGGUUUGGUUCAUUUGGGAGGCACAGCUUCAGAAAAGGCUUUGGCGGUGAAUCUGGAUUCCAUGUUCUAUGGCAGCUUUGCAGAGAUCGGUGCUGGUCAGGAGGUGUCACGCACUUUUCUGCAAGCUGGGGCUGCCGCUGGCACUGUGGCGCGAUCUAUCUCAGCUUAUGAUAUGAAGAUGUCUGAUGUCAACUACGGCAAGGCGCAGCGCUAUGUCACCCAGGAGCGUUUGAAACAGAUGCUUGACACAGAGUACAACAUCGUCGAGAAAAACUUGCGAUCUCUGAAAGGUGAGGAUGCACGUUUCUUCGCCUUUGCUGACACACUGGCGGCCAAGGCCUUCAACUCGAAUCGUGAAUGCGAAGGCUGGAUAGGCCUCACGUACCAAGCGAAACCCAAGGAAGCAAGGAGUACUGUGAUUCUACACAUCAGAAUGAGUCAACCAACUGCGCAGUUACAGGGUCAAGAAAUUGGAGUCUUGGGCACGAACUUGAUCUAUUUGUGCAAGAGCUUGACAGAUCCAUAUCUCAUCACCUCCUUUCUCCUGGAUGGCAUGUCUAUCCGUGACGACGAAGGUGGCGGUGGCCGAAUUGAAAUCGACUUCGUGGAUUUCCAGGGUCCCGCCUUCAAGGGUGUAGAUCCUCGCUUGGUGGCCUUCCGCCUGAUCCAACUGCGCAUUGCCAAUGGAGUGAUCUUGGAGCCCGGCAGCGAUGGAAAGUACAAGAUGGCCGUGCCCAAUAACUUCCUCUACAAGCGUCCAACGCCUUGGACCAAGUGGCCCCCCACUCGGAUGCACAAAGAGGUCAUCGAGGCUGCCGCAAGGAAGCUGAAAUCCGAAGGCGACACUGACAAAGAAGCCUUGAAGAUCAUGAAUCUGCAGAUCGAUGAUCUCACAGUGCCAACCGGAUGGCAGGAAACGAAAGAGAGAUUGGAGCGGAUGAAGGCCAUCGCCGCUGCAGACACUGCUCGAGAUGGACUGCUGAGCAGGGAAGAGUUCAUGACCUUGACCGGUGAGAUGGAAGAGGAAGAUGCAAAUGCCCUCUUCAAGGAGUUAUCUCUGGGAGGAGAUUCGAUUUCCGUCGAUGCACUCGUGAACAUCACCAAUGGUGGACACAGUGUCUUGGCAACUGACUUCAUUGAUCGAAUGGAGAUGCUGCAAGCACUGAAGUAUCCAAUUAUUCUCUCCAAUUUCAAGAGGAAUCACCAGCUGGUGCGAUAUCUCUCCAGGUACACCGCUUUGCCGAUCAUCAUUGCUGUCGGAGGUGGCGGUUACGAUCUUCAGCGUGCACUCUUCAAUCCCAAAUCCUACUCGAACGAAGAGGGUGGUAUGCUUCGAGCCUUUGGAAAUCUCUUCGAGAGCAGAUCAAACCGGAUUUUCACUUAUCCCGCCAUCGAUGAAGAGGGCAAUGUGUCACCUUGCGAUCUGCCAGAUGGUAACGAACAACAGCUCUAUCAAUACUUGGAAUCCAUAGGAAGCAUCGUUCCGCUGGGCAACGCCUGGGUGGGAGUUGAAGCCAGAGAUCCCGCCAAAAACAAGGCCUUCAGAUACGGCAGCGAAUCUGUGACGCGUCAGAUCAAGAGCGGCUCAUCGGAAUGGGAAGAGUAUGUGCCUGAAGGUGUUGCGGCCAUUUGUAAGUCUCACGCCUGGUUCUCCAGAGUGACAGCUGGAACACCGAUUUCUCCAACUGUGUACAGAUUCCUGAACAAUUUGAAGUGA
Molecule: messenger RNA, 1962 nt
Organism: Cladocopium goreaui
Lineage: Eukaryota; Dinophyceae; Suessiales; Symbiodiniaceae
Source: the annotation of a GenBank genome assembly